This is a messenger RNA of Drosophila serrata, 522 nucleotides long. RefSeq lists its product as uncharacterized. NCBI's taxonomy places the organism in Eukaryota, Metazoa, Arthropoda, Insecta, Diptera, Drosophilidae. The record is from RefSeq and is a predicted model, not a curated record.
AUGCAGCAUUUUGGUUUUCGAUUUCUGUCUAUCGUGCUGGACUUUGCAGUCGUCUUCAAGUUUACCAACUUAGUCUGCGAGAGCUAUAAUAAAUCGUGGUUUGAAUUUCACGAGUGUCGCCUGAAGGCAGUGUGGCGCGACAGGGUUCUAAUGAAUUUAAACGGAACUAUCCUCCAUCCUGCUUAUAACAUACAAGCCAAGGGCCAAUUAUUCAAGAGGGAAAGUGGCUACAAGCCAUGGCUCUAUAAAGCUGAAAUUGAUUGCUGUCGCUUUCUGCGAAAGGCCUAUUACAUGCCUGCUAAAAUAAUUUAUACUCUCUUUCAGGAAUUUACUAAUAUCAACCAUACGUGCCCGUACGUGGGACCACAGUAUCUCAGCAAAUUUUAUCUCAAGCCAGAAUUAUUGCUUCUCCCUUUUCCAACUGGCGACUAUAUGUUAUCAUUGAGAUGGUUCUUUGAUCACAAACUACAAUUCGAUACCAAUAUCAGUUUUGUGUUUGUUGAGAAUAUGAAAAGAACUUAA